Messenger RNA from Brassica rapa (field mustard), 2674 nucleotides. Its product is annotated as U-box domain-containing protein 6. NCBI's taxonomy places the organism in Eukaryota, Viridiplantae, Streptophyta, Magnoliopsida, Brassicales, Brassicaceae. The record is from RefSeq and is a predicted model, not a curated record. Gene Ontology annotation, molecular function: protein binding.
GAUUUUUUUAGGAACAGAGAAAGUAAUUUAUAAUCUCAUGAGUGCUACCGAGUACAUUGAAAAAUAAUAGAAAAUUAGGCCUAAAGAGCACUUCCCGGAGUUGACUCUCAUUCAUCAACCACGAGAUAGGAACACCAAGACGGAUCUCUUAGUUCGAGAGUGUUCAUACCAAAAUCAAGUUUAUUAAUAUCAUAGCUUCUAUUCCUAUAUGGUUCAUGCCUUUAAUUUAUUUUUAAAUCAUUUAAUAAAGUGAAUUUCUGAUAGAAAAAAAAAGUUUAGGCCUAGGCGGAUUUGUAGGACACAUGAAGUACAUAGUAAGACAUUAGUUAUGUAAUACUACAACUUACACUAGUUCUCUUUUUUUAAUAAUACUCCCCUAAAUAUUUUACCCGCACUAAGCAUAUACCAUAUUGGCCCCCUAAAUACCUAAAGUUAGACGAACAUAUCAUAUAUAAAAGACAGAGCAAAGUCCACUAAAAGGAAUAUAUCAUUUCAUCAUCUCUCAUCUAUCUAUCUAUCAUGUCUUCCUCUCGAACACAAUCCUCUUCUUCUCCCUCUUCUUCAGUUUGGCAACAUCAAUACAUGAAGCUCCACUUCUUCAGCAGGAUCCGUUCCCUUUUCAAAUCCAAAGCAUCAUCCCGCAAACGCGACUUGCAAAGCUCAACUCAGAUAUCAAGAACCCAACAAUAUUCCGAGAAGGUGGUGGCGCCUCCAGAGAUAUUAUCGAAACCACCUGAAGAUGAGAAUGAGGAGGUUGUCUUGCAGAGAACUGUGAAGAAGCUUCACUUUGGAACCUUUGAAGAGAAGGAGAAAGCUGCCAUCGAGAUCGAGAAACUUUCCCGAGAAGACAAGAAUAUUCGGAAGCUCAUGGCGGAGCUCGGUGUUCUUCAGGUUCUUGUCUCUAUGGUCGCUUCCGAUAUCUCCGGCCACCAGAGAUCUGCCGUUAUGGCUCUUAUUCAGCUUUCUCAUGGAACCUACACGAACAAGGCACUGAUGGUGAACGCCGGAAUAUGCUCAAAGCUACCUAAAAAUGUCGAAGUUCUCGACCAAUCAACAAGAUACGGGUUCGCUGAGCUUCUGCUUUCAUUGUCUUCUCUAACAAGCCUGCAACUACCGGUAGCUUCAUCACAAAUUCUACCGUUCUUGAUGGAAACGAUGAACUCAGAUUCGACAGAGAUGAAGUGCAAAGAGAUAUGUCUAGCGACCAUAAACAAUCUUAGCCUCGUGUUGGAAAACGCAGGACCGUUGGUCACAAACGGGGCAAUAAAGAUACUCCUAAGUCUAAUAUUGGUUAAGGACUUAUCCGAGAAGGCCUUAGCGAGUCUAGGGCAAUUGGUUGUGACUCAAAUGGGCAAAAAGGCAAUGGAGAAAUGUUCGGCUGUGCCCAAAAGUUUGAUAGAGAUUCUAACAUGGGAAGAUAAACCGAAAUGCCAAGAGUACACGGCAUAUAUCUUGAUGGUAUUAGCUCAUCAGAGUUGGAGCCAACGUGAGAAAAUGGCUAAGGCAGGGAUUGUACCGGUCCUUCUUGAAGUUACCCUACUUGGAAGCCCACUGGUUCAGAAGAGGGCGGUGAAACUUUUGCAAUGGUUCAAGGAUGAAAGAAAUGUACGGAUGGGUCCUCAUUCGGGUCCACAAACCAGCCGUGUGAGUACCGGUAUUGGAUCUCCAAUGAGCCCGAGGUCAGGGGAAGAGGGUAAAAAUGUGAUGAAGAAUCUGGUGAAACAGAGUUUAUACAAGAACAUGGAGAUGAUAACUAGACGAGGCAAUGUAGAUUUGGAAAGGGAGGCUUGUAGGCUUAAGUCUUUGAUCAUCAGCACAAGCUCUAAAAGCUUGACUUAUUGAUCAUACUUUAUUUCGUGCUCUUACUUUGCCAUAUGAAGUGAUUACUGAUUAGAGUCUAGAGAGUGUCUUGCUCUGAAAAAGGAAAUAUUUAUGCAUGGGAACGUAAAAAAGAAAAGAAAAAAAGAUAGGUGCAGUGGAAAUAUGGCGAAUCGCUUUGAGUGUUUCUCACAUACUUGCUUGCUUUGGAUAUAUUGAAAUUAAACUUAAUUUUAGAUCAACCUUAAUCAUCAAUCAUGAUCCAAGUAUCGCUUAGUACACAAAAUGAAACAAAUCCAACUUCUAAUUUUUUUUCUGUAGAACUCUAAAGCUUGAAACUGUUCGAACGAGUUUUAUUGAUUUAAUUGUUCGAAGGAGUUUUAUUGAUUUAAUUAUCUGAAAAAAUUAAUGGAUCUCACAACCACAAGACGGAGCAGAAAUCACAUACGUAACUUAUUUAACAAGGGCAUAAGGAUAUCAAGAUAUUGAUGUAUCAAUCUACUCGAUAUAAAAGGAGCUAAAUUGGCCGACUCUUGCUAUGUCACGUAAGAGUAAAUCUUCCAUCAAUCAUAGACAAGCAUUUUAUGUUUAGCCACGUUUUGAAAAGCCACAUGAACAUGAUUAAAGAGAAAUGUGUAUAUUAGUAGCGAGGUCGGGUGGAAACGUGUUAGCGACUUUUCAAAUACUUAAAAAGUAUUAUUAUAUAUAAACAUAAAAAUCACAUAUGCAAAAGUAUUACAUGAAGAACACAAAUCCACUUUAUAAUUUUUACACAACUCAACUAGAAAUAACAAACGAUCUGCAAAAACAAAAGUAUAAUGAUCAUCAUGGUUCCAAGAAUCCAAAUAAUAAACAA